UGGAUAGAGUGACUGCCAGAGUCUAGCAACUUAACAAUGGAAAAGAGAAAGUAACUUUUGAAACAGUGUGACGUAUACUUUACAAUUAUGAUCACUUAAACAAAGACCUCCGACCCCGUAAUCUUAACUAAUGUAUAUCAUUAAGUGAAUCACACUGACUUUACUCUGAAUUUCCUUGAUAGCAAUACUAAAAUACUUACCUUGAACAUGAAUUAAGCUAAAUUUAAGUUUGUUUCUUAUAACUUCAAAGAGAGUUGCCCCUUGGCAGUGACAUAAGAAUAUUUUAAGCUAUGAAUUUACAUGUGGACUUUGCUACACACCUGGGAUGUGGCCCGAUGAGUUUUGUUCCAUUGCAGUAUAUCUGAUGACCAGAACUCUAUAAUCAGAGAAUAUUAAUGGAUGAAAAGCCUGAGCUUUAAGAUCGAGACUGGGAGAAAACUGUCUCCUCACUAACUGGCCGACCCCAUAAUGCCACCUCAAGUGGUCAUCUUAAGCCUCAUCCUACUUCCCGCAGAUGCCUUCGUUUCUCUAAAGAUUGGUGGAGUGGCAGGUCCAUCUACCAUGCUACCCUGCAGCUACAGGGGAGAUGUCACAUCCAUGUGUUAGAACAGAGGCAGACGUUCUUUACUUAGAUGCCCAAAUAGCAUUAUCUGGACCAAUGGAACCCAUGUCACCUAUCAGAAGGACACAUGCUAUAAGCUAGUGGGGGAUCUUUCCAAAAGGGAUGUCUCUUUGACUUUAGAAAAUACAUCUGUGUCUGACAGUGGCUUAUACUGUUGUCAUGUGGAGCACAGGGUGUAGUUCAGUGACAUGAAAAUCACUGUAGCAUUGGAGAUGGUACCACCCAGGGUCACAGCUACUCCAAUUGUCACAACUGUUCCAACCAUCAAGACUGUUCCAGCCUUCACAGCUGUUCAAAUAAGCACCACUGUUCCAACGACAGUGACAGUUUCCACCUUUGCCCCAACGCCAUCACCCACGCAGAACCACGGACCAGCUACUCCACCUUCUUCGCCUCAGCCAACAGAAACCCACCCCGCAAUGCUGCAGGAAGCAACAAGGACACCACGUGCCGGCUCGUCACUGCACUCCUGCACAACCGAUGGGAAUGACACCAUGACAGAGUCUUCAGAUGGCCUUUGGAAUAACAGUCAAACUCAGCUGUCCCCAGCACAUAGUCCGCAGAUGGCCACCCCCACUAAGGGAAUCUGUGCUGGAGUCUGUAUGCCUGUCUUGAUGCCUCUUGCUCUUUUGGGUGUCAUCAUUGCCAGAAAGUAUUUCUUCAGAAAUAAGAUUUGACAUUUAGCAGGCUUCAAAUUAAAGCUUUGCAAAAUGCAGUUAAAAAGGAAGUCCCAACAGAAGACAGUAUCUAUGUUGAGAAUAAUCUUUAUGCCGCGGACUAAGACCCAGUGGUGCUCUUCAGGAGUUUAUGCCCAUGACUGCAGGUGACAGGACGGAUAUCAGCAGAGCAGACGUCUUUUAGACUCUAAGACAGUUUUUCUGUUGCAGUUUCAUUUGGCUUUCCACCAUGUCAGUGAUUGUGGAUAGAGUCACUCUCUAGCUCGAAACUGUGUGGAGUCAACCCUCAUUAUUAAUGUAGUCCUAAGUUUAUGCUAAAACUGGCUCAGUCCUGAUCACUGCAGAGUUCUCUCUCAAACAUGAACACUUUAGAAUUAUAUGUUCUCUUUAGACCCCAUAAAUCCUAUAUCCAUCAAAGAGAAUAGUCAGUGGAAACAUAGCAAAUGAACUUCUGUCUCGGCCAUCAAAGCUAUCCAGAAGAGGGGAAUCUUAAAAAUCAGCAAAUCCAAUGUGAGACUUCAUUUGGAAGCAUUGUAUGAUUAUCUCUUGUUCCUAUAUUAUAGUUCCAAAUGUUGCAUUUAUUAUGUUUUCUAAAGGUUUCAAAUAA
Molecule: messenger RNA, 1906 nt
Organism: Saimiri boliviensis boliviensis (Bolivian squirrel monkey)
Lineage: Eukaryota; Metazoa; Chordata; Mammalia; Primates; Cebidae
Source: RefSeq, a predicted model, not a curated record